Messenger RNA from Rhododendron vialii, 1273 nucleotides. RefSeq lists its product as uncharacterized. Bases 60 to 755 code for a protein of 231 amino acids. The transcript has 6 exons. Gene Ontology annotation, molecular function: metal ion binding; ubiquitin protein ligase activity. NCBI's taxonomy places the organism in Eukaryota, Viridiplantae, Streptophyta, Magnoliopsida, Ericales, Ericaceae. The record is from RefSeq and is a predicted model, not a curated record.
GAAACAUAUAUAGAGAGAGAAAGAAGUUGAGUAACUUUCCUUUCUGCUCCUAGAGAGAGAUGAGAUUCUUGAAUCUGUUAAGGUUGCGAAAGAGUCAAAACCGAAUCCCUGGCGACACGGAGGGGGAAGGUUCCGAUCCUGGUAGCGAGAGAAAGACGGAGAAGGAAUCUAGUGAGAGGAGGAGGGGAGAGAAUGAGAGCAGGCCUCCGGAUGACGACUGCUGUUCCAUCUGCUUCGGUAACUUCACUGUCCCCUGCCGGGCCCCCUGCGGCCACUGGUACUGCGGUGAUUGCAUUUUACAGUAUUGGAACCAUGGGGCAGCCCUUAAGCCUUGCAAGUGCCCAAUGUGCUCUCAGCCGAUUACCAGGUUGAUACCAGAGGCAUCAUUUGACCACUGCCAAGAUGUUGAGGUUCUGCAAAAUGUUCGGAAGUAUAACCGUAUUUUUGUUGGAGGCACAUAUGGCCUCAUUCUGAAAGUGCUUGAGUCGCCAUUUCUCAUCAAGAGAAUAAUUCGUGAGAUGAUGGAUCCUGAUGUAGCCAAUAAUCACCUUUUCAAAGUGCGCCUUUUUGCAAUAUUGCUGGGUGCCCUCUACUCUGUCUGCCACUUCGACUUCCUCCCGACUGGGCAUAUGGAUGCCAUAAACUUUUUUGAUAACUUUGGUAUUGGUGUGGUCCUCAUCCUCUACAUGAUUGGCCUCUACCGCCGAUGGCGACGACUUCGACUUGUGAGGCAGUUGGCUAUAGCCCAACCUUGAAACAUCUUGAAUAUCCCAACACGGCUGGUGCCACGUGUUUCCCCCAGAUUUCGAAGUCAAUUGUGAUCUCUCAAGUAGAUGAUGUUGUUCGUCAGAGCCCUUUUGUAAAUAUUGAGCCAUUCCAAUAUUCUGAAACUUUUUCAAAUUGAUUGGUGCUGAUGCGAUCCUGAUUAAAUUACAAAUAGGAGUUUUCCUUGGGAGGUAUUUUCUUUUGGGUCUUCUUUUGUCUCGAAUUCCGAAUAGCCGUUUUCCUUGCCACUACGGUGCCGAGACAACUAUUGACCACAAUAGUCAAUACUCGAUAGCCCUGAUAGAUGAUGGAAUGGGAGAGAAAUGGAAGUCUAUGUAAACUUUGUACAGAAUUUCUUUUUUGAGGUCUUGCUGUAAAUAGUUGCUGGUAUUUUUUUGUUUCUCAAGUUGCUGGUAUUAUUACCUAAAACACUGCCUUGGUGGCUAGAAUCUUGUUUUCCCAGUUAAGGCAUGGUUUAGGUUUUAUGCUCAAUUCUUUUGUUUGUCAA